CGCCGCGCUCAUCGCUCCGGGCAUCAGUGCGCCCCCAGUGCUCAGCCGCAGCAGAUCGUGAAUGUGAACGGAUAUAUAUAACAUAUAUCUAUACAGUUGAACAGUGUGCAUCCCCAUGUCUGGGAGAUAGAGCAGAAAAGCGCACAAAUAUUUGCACAUCCCAAAAGGGGAACAAGACCUCCUGUCCCCGUACACGUGCUGCAUCGUCUGCGGUCGGGAUCUGAAAAGCAAAAACUCCGACUCCGGCUCCGUCUCCGCUUUUUACUCGAACUCCAAUCAGGAGCCGUUCCGUCUAGUUUUUUUCGAAUUUUUUGCCGAGUUCCACCACCUACAUCCUGCCACCAUGCAUUCGCCGGCUGCCAAAGUGUCGGGCUACGUCGUCCUGAUGAUUGUGCAAAUAAUCUUCCUGGUUCUAUUCUGGCUGUUCGUGCGUUACGAAAAGACGGCGAUGCCCCUGGCAAUCGACGCCGAAGACGCUGGAUCAGCAAACGAACACGUUUCCAAAUAUCCGCAGUUCCAGGACAUCCAGGUGAUGAUCUUCAUUGGCUUUGGCUUCCUAAUGACCUUCCUGCGGAAGUACGGAUACAGUGCCACUGGAUUCACCCUGUUCAUGGCUGCUCUAGUGGUGCAAUGGGCUGUGCUCAUGAAGGGAUUCCUCCACAUGGAGGGCGGCAAGAUCAGCCUCUCCCUGGAGAACAUCAUUGAUGCGGAUAUAGCCGCCGCCGUGCCCCUGAUUAGCAUGGGCGCUUUGCUCGGCAGGACCACUCCAAUCCAACUCCUGUGCAUGUCCGUCUUUGAGGUGGCUCUUUUCGCGGCCAAUGAGUAUCUGGCUCUUCAUGUAUUCAGUAUCUGCGACUGUGGCGGCUCUAUCACUGUCCACGCCUUUGGAGCCUACUUUGGACUGGCUGUGGCCCUGAUGCUGAGACCCGCCAGCGACCAGAACGAAGCGGGAAAGCUAGAGGGCGCCAGCUAUACGUCGGACAUCUUCGCCAUGAUCGGCACCACCUUCCUGUGGGUGUACUGGCCCAGCUUCAACUCUGUUCUGGCCGAUGGAGCCGGCGGCGAGCGGGCCAUUUUGAACACGUUCCUGUCAUUAGCCGCGGCAACAGUGACCACCUUCGUUGUAUCCGCGCUUGUCAGCCACGAGAAUAAAUUGGACAUGGUGCACGUGCAGAACUCGACCCUCGCCGGCGGAGUUGCCGUGGGCACGGUGUGCAACUUGCUGCUCGGCGCCCACGGAGCUGUCUUAAUUGGCAUUAUCGCCGGCACGGUCUCGGUGCUCGGCUAUCGCUAUUUAACACCCUGGAUGACGGCCAAUCUGAGGCUGCACGACACCUGUGGCGUGCACAACCUGCAUGGAAUGCCUGCCCUGAUUUCGGCCAUUGCCUCCGCCAUUUACGCCUCGAUGGCCACCGUGGGCGAGUACCAAUCCGAGCUGCAGGACAUUUUCCCGGCCAUGAUGGGCACCAACGGAACCGAGACCAAAAUCAUGGGCGGUCUUGGCCGGAACGCCACUUCGCAGGCGGGCUACCAAUUGUUUGGCAUCGCUGUCACACUGCUCAUUGCCAUCGGCGGUGGUAUUUUGACAGGUGCCGUUUUGAAGUACACCAACUUCCGGAACCUGAAGAAGGACGAACAUCACCAGGACGAGCACUACUGGGAGGUUCCGGCUGCCGAGAACAAGGAGGAAUAUUUAAAUAUGCUCGCCAAACUUUUGGAUGACGAUGCCGCCGCCACCAACUCGAAUUCCCAGUCUGCCGCCAACUUUAAUUGGCGCCCAUUUCUGUUGCGCAACUGGAAUGCAAUUGUCCCCGCCAACAAUUUGUAUGUGCGCGGCGCUCUGCACUAGGAGCUCUGUCCUCUGCACUCCGCUAAUUAAGUGGCCCAGGACAAAGUGCUGGCUAAUUAGGCGACUUUUGGCCAAGACACCAGGACACCUUCGCCGCCCAGCCGGCCCGACGCCCCAGCGAUCCCAUCCAAUCCGAUCCAGUCAGCUUUCUUAGCCUUUCCAGCUUUCUCGGCCGCACAGCUCAGCCGGCGAUUAGCUCACCUGGCGCCGAAGGCCACUAAUCGCCGGACAAAGACGGAGCAGGAAUAAUGUCUUUCAAACGACUCACAGUUUCGCCCACCAGCGGACAACUGGCCGAUAAGCUGGCGGCCAACUACUUAAGUUGGCUUUGUCACACCCCACGGACGCACAAACAAAGCCCAAAAGGCAAACAAUUACCGGCGACAGUUCAACAAGUUUCAAUAAAAAUUGUCAGCCACCGUCUUGGCCUUCUGCGCUUUGGUUUUGACUCAUUUACAGCGGCAAAGAUUAGUCGUUAAGAUUGUGCGGCUAUUGGAACGGUUCCCGGUUUCAAAUUCUGUGAUGUAAGAGCUCUUUCGAAAAAGUAUUGAUUAAAUAUAUUCAAAGAAUAAAAAGAAAACCUUGCACAUGGAAUAGUAUAUGGAGCGAAAUAGGUGUCAUUAAUAGCAUCAAAAUUAGUGGGAAACACGGAUACCAUAUUUAUCCCAUUUAUAAUUCCAAAUGUGUUAAAUACUAUAAUGGCCGUUUGUUAUGUUUCUUAAACGUUUUAUGAUUCAUAAAUACUUCCUCUUUACGAUCAAUUUGUGAAAAUCGCAGCACCGUUUAAUAAUUUUGUUUCCGUAACAGUAUGAUUUAUGAAAUGUAUCGAAAUUUGUGAGUAUGAAAUCUAGAACAUGCCUUUAGUUUUUCAGAAAAUCAAUGACAUUUUCAUUUUAUGUCUGUCAAUAAAAGUUGUCAACUGCAA
Molecule: messenger RNA, 2774 nt
Organism: Drosophila simulans
Lineage: Eukaryota; Metazoa; Arthropoda; Insecta; Diptera; Drosophilidae
Gene: Rh50
Product: ammonium transporter Rh type A
Exons: 9
Coding region: 344-1849 (501 amino acids)
Biological process (GO): ammonium transmembrane transport; ammonium homeostasis
Cellular component (GO): plasma membrane
Molecular function (GO): ammonium channel activity
Source: RefSeq, a predicted model, not a curated record